ACACCUCCAGUAUCUCAGUCGGGCGAUUAUAGCUCUUGUCGGAAGGUUCGGUUAGUGGCAAAAUUAUCAGGUUGUAACCGCGCUAGCUGUUCCAGUUGUCGUUUGAUGUAGAACUUUAAAAUGGGAAGUAUUUUUGUUUACUAAAGAAGACAUACGAAUCGUAGCCGACUCUGCGUUACAUCUUUAUUUUGUAUUUUGACUUUGCAUUAUAAUAAACAGUGGUAGCUCAGUUCUGAAAGUGUUUGAUUGGUGUAACUGUGAAGAGGAAGUAACAUAUUAAGGUUAACUUUUGUGAUUUCAGUAUGUCAGAUAUUGGCGACAGUUCGAAUAUGGCAGCUACCAGUUUCAAAGCCCAAUUCAAGGCUUUCUCAAAAUUUGGAGACACCAAGUCAGAUGGACGAUAUAUCACCCUUACUCAGAGUGAUAAGUGGAUGAAGCAAGCUAAGGUUGUCGAUGGCAAGAAAAUAACCACCACUGAUACCGGCAUCUACUUCAAGAAAUUCAAACAACAAAAGUUGGGUGCUGACGACUACGACAAGUUUCUCGAGGACAUGGCCAAGAACAAGAAAAUCGACCUGGAGGAAAUUAAAUCCAAAAUGGCUUCUUGCGGAUGUCCAGGGCUUACAGGUGUCCCGAGCGGAGGGAAGUCUUCAGCUGUGGAUCGCCUUACAGAUACCACCCGAUAUACCGGCGCCCAUAAACAACGUUUCGAUGAGAGCGGCAAGGGCAAAGGGUUAUCUGGUCGCAAAGACGUCCCUGACAGUUCAGGAUACGUGCAGGGUUACCAAAAUAAGGAUUCCUACAGCAAGAAUCAUUAGCGAUUGUGGGAUGUUGGUGCCGUUUCCUUCGUGUUUUGAUCUUUAAGACUGUCUCCUUUCAAUGCGACUUUAUAAACCUUGCACAAACUUCAAUGUUGUGUUUUGUAUUAUAUUAUUGUGUAGGCCUAUUUAUAUUUCAAUUGUGACGGUUGAUGCGUUUGUUUUUUUCAAAAUAAUCUUGAUAAGCUCGAUAUUUUUGCAUUAAAUAUACGCAUAAUUUAGAGGGGCGUGUACAAAUGAUUUAGACUAAGCUGAAUUAUGUGAUCCUUGAUUGUGGUGGCUCCCAGGUUACAUUUCGGCCCGUUCCACAUAUUCUCCCUGGAGGUCGAUGCACCGUUGCCAUCUCUCCGGCAAUUUCCGUUUUGCCUCACGAAAUUAUUGUUUGGGGGUGUCUCGUACCCACUCCCUGACAGCAUCAUGUAAGGGGCUGGGGUUCACCGUGCUCCCACACCCGCCCUAUUCCCCCGACCUGCCCUCUUCCGUAAGAUGAAGAAUCCCCUGCGUGGUCACCGAUUCCCGAUAGUGACGCCUUACAUGAUGCUGUCAGGGAGUGGGUACGAGACACCCCCAAACAAUAAUUUCGUGAGGCAAUACGGAAAUUGCCAGAGAGAUGGCAAUGUGGAACGGGCCGAAGUAUAACCUGGGGCCACCGCCACCAAGAAUCACAUAAUUCAGGUUAGUCUAAAUCAUUUGUAUAUGCCCCUUUUCAUUCAUAGUUGAAAAAGGCAGGUGGCGGAGAAGAAUCAAAAUACGUACACCACAGAUACAGCAGUGGAAGAAAUAGGAUAUUAUCAAACGCAAUAAAAGAAAUAAGCGAAAAUAAUAAUAAUAAUAAUUUGUGUUCCUUGAAGAUUGCCUUUAACUUUUAACGUGGAAAACAAAAUCCACUUAAAAAUAUUACGGUACAAAUGUCACUUUUAACUUCCUUAUUGUCAACUUCACCAAGCUGUUCUUUCCAGAUUACGUAACUGCCGUUUCAUUUUUACAGUACUUGUAAGUGUAAACAGUAACGCUGAUUAUUGCAUAAUAUCUGUAACUUUGUGUAAAAUAAUUGUAAAAUCAUAUUGAAGCAUUAUUAUAGCUAUUUGUGUACACUUUGCUAUUUUGUGAGAGGUAUGAAGUAAAAAAAAUGAAAUGUAUAAAAAAGGAACAAAUAAAUAUCGCAGCAAACACAAUAUUAUGUCAGUGAGGAGGGUCGGCGCAAGACUGUGCUGCCUCAGACGACGAGAAAUUCCACGAAAUUUCCAAACACUUAAUUCUUAAAGAAGAGCCAAAGUGCGAAGUCGCCUGGUCACAGCAAUUGUGAUCUUGUCGUUGAACUGAAAGCAGUAUUCGGUGCACGGGUGUGAAUUAUUUUCUUAAUCGCCCUUCCUCAGUCUCAUAAUGUGAGAGCAACAGAAAUUA
Messenger RNA from Zootermopsis nevadensis, 2222 nucleotides. NCBI's taxonomy places the organism in Eukaryota, Metazoa, Arthropoda, Insecta, Blattodea, Termopsidae. The record is from RefSeq and is a predicted model, not a curated record.